AAAUUCAAUUAUUCAAAAUACGUUCAAAAUUCUUUGUUUUAUUUUGUACUGGCCUGUUAUUUUAAACAUUUUCUUGUUAAAUUCACUGAGUAAAAUGGAUUAUUCAACGAUCAGUAACAAAACGAAUAUCACAGAAGCCGAAGAGGAGCUGUCCGCGAGUGAGUUGAGCGAGAAGUAUUAUUCCUUACGAAAACAAUACGACAACCUGUCUCAAAACUACGAGAGCAUAAAACAGGAGCUCCACGAUACAAGACGAUGCUACCAGACCGCUUUGGAUGUCCAGAGCCACCUCAGUUCCGAGCUAGAAGCGUAUCAGGCCGACGAAAACCGACGUAAGAACGACUUCAAUAGUCGCAUAACGACCUUACAAGAGGAGAUUUCUGCUCUUCGGAAAGAGAAAUCGGACCUUCUAGAACGUCACGCGACCGAGAUGAAGAACUUGGAGGUGGAAAAUCGGCGUAUAAGGGAGGAACAAGUGAUUGCGCCCCGUCAGUCUCCGGAGCGUGAUAAUUCUGAGCUCGAAGAGAUGAGAUCAGCCUUGUCUGCUGUGACAUCUGAGCUGGAGGUGACAAAAGGAACAAUGGAAGCCGCCAGAAGUGAGCUAACAUCUUGGAGAAUGAAGGUGGAAGAGUUAGUGACAGAGGUAGGGGAACUUCGGGCUGCAGCUGAGAUACGGAAAGAGGAGAUGAAUGCAAUAGCGGAGAGAGAGGCGGCUGCGCUGGCUGACCUCACCGAGAUGAGGGCUAUGCUCCACCAGGUAGACUCGCAGGAGCAGCAACCACAUGCUGCCAAGGGAAACUCAAUCUUCGCUGAAGUAGAGGAUAAGAGACAAGAAAUGGCAAAAAGCCUUAUUCAAAUGAAACAAACAAAUUCAAGGUUGCGGAGAGAUCUGGCAAACAAACAAGCAGAGCUGGACACAUUGAUACAUGAGAAACAAACUAUAUGGGAACAACAGGCUGGUGCUACAGCACAUUAUGACAGGGAAUUGAUAGAGAACUAUGAGGAGCGCAUCACACAGCUAGAGGGGGCGUGCGAGAAGCAGCGGAGGGAGCUGUGCCGCUGGUUCAGCAAGCUGCAGGAGCCGUCGCCGGGGUGGCUGCCAGCGGUGCUGCAACACCUCAUGAGUGAAUGUCAAACGCUGCGUGCGGAAGUGUUAUCUCGAGGUGCAGCACAGCUGGCCAGCGCAGUCCAAGUCAGAGAGCUACGGAGAAAACUGGCCCAAGUGUCAGCCACAACCAAACAGUCCCCCGUACACACCUCACCGGCCAUUGAAGAAGUGACCGUACCCAAAUAUGUGCCAAUCAAGAAAGAUAUUGACGAUGUUAGAAAGAAAGUGUCGUUUAAUUGAGAUAUUCUGUAUGUAGGUUAAGUGCAAGCUUUACAAUAUAUUGAUUAUGAUAGAA
Messenger RNA from Aricia agestis (brown argus), 1403 nucleotides. RefSeq names its product protein Spindly (gene Spindly). NCBI's taxonomy places the organism in Eukaryota, Metazoa, Arthropoda, Insecta, Lepidoptera, Lycaenidae. The record is from RefSeq and is a predicted model, not a curated record. Bases 95 to 1348 code for a protein of 417 amino acids. The transcript has 6 exons.